This is a messenger RNA of Spea bombifrons (plains spadefoot toad), 1688 nucleotides long. RefSeq names its product keratin, type I cytoskeletal 47 kDa-like. The transcript is spliced from 9 exons. The coding region runs from base 33 to 1559 and encodes 508 amino acids. Lineage: Eukaryota; Metazoa; Chordata; Amphibia; Anura; Pelobatidae. Gene Ontology annotation, molecular function: structural molecule activity. The record is from RefSeq and is a predicted model, not a curated record.
CCUUCAAGUCACUUUAUUUCCUCGUGUCGGCAAUGUCUGUUCGCUACUCGAGAUCUGUAACUGGAGCCCCAAAUGUGGGCUCCCUAUCUGUCAGGAAAUCUACGCAAAGCUUUCAGAGAGUAGGAAGCUCCGCUGGUGGAGGUGGAAGUGGGGGAUAUGGUGGUGGAUAUGGUGGUGGAUAUGGCGGUGGAUUUGAUGGUGGAUUUGGGGAUGGACGCGGCCUAGUAAUGAAUGGAGGAGGUGGUUUUAGUGAGGCUUACUCCGCUGGAGGUGGUGGGGGUUAUGGCGGUGGAUUUGGUGGAGGAUCUGGGGUAGAAUUUGGUGGAGGUUCUGGAGUGAGGUUUGGUGGCGGUUCAGGUGGAGGAUAUGGUGGUGGUUUUGGUGAAGGACUUGGUGGGGGGUUUUCCAUCGGUGGAGGUUAUGGGGUUGGCGGAGGUGGUAUUCUUGACACCAACGAAAAGCAAACAAUGCAGAACCUUAAUGACCGCUUAGCUAAUUACCUGGACAAAGUGAGAGCUUUGGAAGAGGCUAACGCUGACCUGGAACGCAAAAUCCGAGAGUGGUAUGAGAAGCUACGUCAAACGUCUACUAGUGUGGGAGCCCCCGACUACAGCAAAUAUCAACCACUGAUUGACGACCUCAGAGAAAAGAUCCUAAAUGCUACCGUUGAAAAUGCCAAGCUCAUUCUACAAAUUGACAACGCCAGGCUGGCAGCUGAUGAUUUCCGACUGAAGUAUGAGAAUGAGCUGACUCUUCGCCAGACUGUGGAGGCUGAUAUUAAUGGUCUGCGUCGGGUCCUGGAUGAGCUGACCCUCUCUAAAUCUGAUCUGGAGUUCCAGAUAGAGUCCCUGAACGAGGAACUGAUUUAUUUGAAGAAGAACCACCAGGAGGAAAUGGCAUCCCUCACCGGAGGACCAGCCGGCCAACUUACCGUUGAGAUGAACGCAGCCCCGGGUAUCGAUCUCAUGAAAUAUAUCAACGAAAUGAGGGAGCAAUACGAGGCCAUUGCUGAGAAGAACAGAAGGGAGGCAGAAGCCCGGUUUCUCGAGCAAACCAAAGAACUGACGACACAGAUCACAACAGGAGUGGCUCAGGUGCAGUCUUCAAGCACCGAGAUCACAGAACUGAAACGUACUCUUCAAGGGUUGGAGAUCGAGCUGCAGUCCCAGCUGGCCAUGAAAAGGUCCCUGGAGUCCACCCUGGCCGAAACAGAGGGUCGAUACUGCGUACAGUUAAGCCAAAUACAGAACACAAUCAGUGGAGUCGAAGAGCAGCUGGCCCAACUCAGAUGUGAUAUGGAAAACCAGAGUGAUGAGUACAAGCGGCUCCUAGACAUCAAAACCCGACUAGAGAAGGAGAUUGAAACAUACCGCAAACUUCUGGAUGGAGAAGGAGGUGCAAUUUCAUCCGGGAUAUCCUACGGCGGAAAGUCCCCAGCCCAUUCGGUGGAUUCGUCAAAAGAUCCGAACAAAAGCAUGAGAGUUAGGACGGUUAUUGAGGAGGUGCAAGACGGGAAGGUUGUCUCAAGCACCACGAAAGAAGUUAGGCAGAAAUACUAGAAGAUGCCACCAAGAAUCUUUGAAAGUUCUGCUUUUCUAUAAAUUCUACACGGAACAUUAAUGCCUUCAAGUUCUCGUUCUUCACUGAAAUAUUGCUCCUUUUUUUUCAAUAAACUUCAAGCAUUCGAA